Messenger RNA from Bursaphelenchus xylophilus (pine wood nematode), 2988 nucleotides. The record is from the annotation of a GenBank genome assembly. Lineage: Eukaryota; Metazoa; Nematoda; Chromadorea; Rhabditida; Aphelenchoididae.
AUGUUUUCCGCGAAUUACAAAGUCCGGGCGCAGCUCGGGGCCACCUCGACCGCCACUUGGAACGGCGCGAUCGCGAUCGUUUUUUGCCAAAAAUCGCAAUCCAAAUUCCCGCCAAACCCUGUAUCCGUGGGAAAGAGCUCACAAAUAUUUUCCCACGUUUCGGUAAGUUGCCUUUUGGAGUACGAUCGCGGGAGCAUCCGUAUUGGUGACUUCGUUGGACUCGGUAAGUGACUUAUUUUUGCUCUUAUGGUUUAGACCGACAGUUGGAAAAAAUAUUAUACUUGGCGUCAUGAACAGGGUCAAAAUUAUGAGCAUUUCUAGUUUUCGAGAAGGAAAUCUGGUAUCAGCAGCAAGAGUACGAUGUAAUAUUGCUUUUUAUGAAUUUAUAAAGUAUUAUCAGCAGUUUUAGCGUUACUUUGCGACAUUAUAGUGGGUAAAAAUUGCUGAAAAAUCUAGAGAAUAAAAGGCUUGAAAAUGGAUUUUUUGAGAGCAAUUGCAACUAUUAGAUUCCAAAAACACAAAUUAUCCACCGAGAGUACAGUAAAGUUUAUCUGGAAUCACCUCGGCCGUUAAUAUUUGGUGUACUAUGCGAAGAAGGGGUCAGGUUGUCGGGAACAUUGUGCAAAGCUACGUCUCUUUCGUGUAACAAAUUCGAAGCUCGAGCGUUGAUUUCGUAGUUGGCGAUGGCUCGGCGGACGGCGCGUCGAUAUUCAUUGGGACUCAAACGGUACAUCCACGUCAACUCAUUCAAAAAAAAAUGAAAACGAAAUUUUGUCCGAAAUUUUAUCACCAUAAUUGGUUGGCAAUGCAAAUUAGCCAACUCGAAAACAAAUUCAAAGUGCGUCGUUUCAGGGCAUUCGGGUUAUUCGUUGGAUUUGUUGAGUGUUUGGGCAGUCUCUUCAACGUUCUCAGCUUUCGGACCAGAUUAUCAACAUGUUCAGCGGCAAGUCGGCGUUCAAACGGGCCGAGCCCUACAAGGAGCAGCUGAUGGGAGCGUUCGGAGAUUGUGGAAACAGUCUUAUGUGAGUUUUCAGAGGUCUUUUACAUUAAACUGCAUUUGAUAGCAUGUAUAAUAUAAUUUGAGUUUAUGACGUCUCUCUGCGUAAAUUGUGUUUCAAAAUACGGUACGUUUAUAGCAGGAGUAAAGAGAAGGCACCAAUUUUGCCACGUUUUCAAUUCUUGCUAUCUAGAACAUAGGGCGCAGCUUGCCAACAAAUGAAUUCUUUCUUUUCUUACUUUCUCGCAAGAAGUUUGCAAUUUUAUGCAACUGUAACAUAAAGUACACUCUUUUCAGCAACUUCGAAAAGUUUGACAUCUACACGUCGCCUUACCAAGUCGCGGUCAGCCCCUCAAGCUCUCCUGUUUCAUCUCCAUCGUCCGGAAACUCAAAUUCUGCUUCAGAACCGAAAGCAAACGGGCUAGACAUCUGGGACAACCUUAUCUUUAACCAGUCUCCAAAUUCGCAAUUGAGAUUCUCCAAGCAUCUCAUCGAAUUUCCCGUCCAAGAUAUUCGCCAUGGGCAUUCGGAGGAGUCGAUUUAUAGUCGCAAGGUUUUUGUUGGUGGGCUUCCAAUGGAAUGCACGACUGGAAAUCUGCUGCAGACGUUUGCCCAGUUUGGCCCAGUCGAAGUUAGUUGGCCAACUGAGAAAGGCGGUAAGAUUCUUUAUUUUUAUUGAUUUUUAGGUAAUGAGUUGGAUCAUUGAUGCGUCAGUGUUGUGUAACAGUGUAGCAUAGAGAAGAUGCGGCUCAUAGAGGUACUCUGGCAACUCUUUAUGCUGCUGUCAAUUGUUCCGGUUGAUUUUUUGAGGAAAUGUGACAGAGGUACCUCGGGGGCCAGUACAACAUAAAUUCACGGUUUUUUUUGCAAAUAUUAGCAGAAUUUUACCUCUAUGAGCUGUAAUGCGAGUAUAGAGGGUAGCUCUCUGACUUUGAAGUCCAGCUGACCUUAUUUUUGCACUCUGCUUAUCGAUUUUACUUGUUUUCGAUUGUUUUUUAAUUUUGUAAAAUUUCAGGCGCAAAUCGUCACACGCAUGGGUAUGCUUUCUUGAUCUAUCAAACCGAGGAGUCGGUUCAUCAAUUGAUCGGAAAUUGCCGCCCAAAUCACGACGGAUACUUCAUGUCCGUCAAGAUUCAUGGCCGAGCCUGUCAAGUUCAAGUCAGACCCUGGAACACAGCGGACACUGACUAUGUUCCUCAGCCGGAUUAUUGUGUAGACUAUCGUUUCACUGUUUUUUUGGGUGGCGUUCCCAGGACGAUCAGAGCUGGUGAGGUGUAGAUUUUUUUUGCAUUUUAGUGGACGAGCAGUUAGAAGACAGGAACCUGAAUAUUCUUGAGGAAACUAACCCAAUAUUCCUUGCAGUUGAUAUUGCCCAGGCCAUGUCACAGUUUGGCCAAGUUGCGUACGUUGGAAUCGAUGUGGAUCAAGAUUUCAAUUACCCAAAAGGCGCAGCUCGCGUAACUUUCGCGAACCCUCGUUCCUACACGCACGCCAUGGCCAUGAAGAUUGUGAACCUUGGAGUGAGAAACGAAGUCAAAUCCCUGGAAAUCAAGCCGUAUUUGAUAGAAGAUCAGACCUGCGAAGAGUGCUGUGGAUCCCAGCCAAUUUGCGUUCUGGCCAAAUAUUUUUGCUCCGAAGUGUCAUGUCUGAGCUACUAUUGUGAAGAUUGUUGGGCCGUGAUGCAUUUCGAGAAGAAGGUUGUCGAUCGCAGCCGUCAUAUGGCCUACAUCCGGGUCGGCGAACAAGUUAAGGUAGGUGUCAUGGGUAAUAUAUUAAAGUGUGAACUCAGUUGGCCUAGAUUAUGAUUAUGUAAUGUGAUUAAACUCCAUAAAGCGUAAUAAUCGUGAAAUUGUCUUAAAAUUUCUUGGAGUAGUUUAAAAAAGUUAUUUUGGGCACCAAAUGUCGGGUUUUUGAACAAAGUUUCCUUUUUUCAGUGCAUCCGUGUUCCCAAACCUGGCCAGUUCCACUCCCGCCACUCCCACCUACCAUAA